Messenger RNA from Rhododendron vialii, 1147 nucleotides. RefSeq names its product phosphoglycerate mutase-like protein 4. The record is from RefSeq and is a predicted model, not a curated record. The transcript is spliced from 8 exons. Gene Ontology annotation, molecular function: phosphatase activity. Bases 150 to 965 code for a protein of 271 amino acids. Lineage: Eukaryota; Viridiplantae; Streptophyta; Magnoliopsida; Ericales; Ericaceae. Gene Ontology annotation, cellular component: cytoplasm; cytosol.
UCUAAUAAAUGCUCUCGGAUCCUCACCAGAUCUUUUAACACUUUCUCACAGUGCCCAGUUGAUGGAGUGAAUAAUUUUCCUUGGAAAUUGCUUGGAUUCCUGUCUGUAGCCAGCCUAAGCAAAAGCGGAGCUUGAACUCUUGUUUCUAAAUGGAAGAAUCCCAUUCCAGGAUUUUGCCUCAAUUUGAGCCCAAUGGUGAAUGCUUGUCACGGUCCGACGAUGAAUCGGCUUACGCAGAGAUUAUCGUCAUCCGUCAUGGAGAAACGGAGUGGAAUGCCGCUAAGAGAAUGCAGGGCCAUUUGGAUAUUGAGCUAAAUGAUGUGGGGAGAAAACAAGCAGCUGCAGUAGCUCAUAGACUAUCCAAGGGGCCUAAGAUCGCUGUUGUCUACUCAUCUGACUUGAAGAGAGCACUUGAUACUGCAGAGACAAUAGCAAGCAGCUGUGGUGGUCUGCAGGAAGCUAUGGUGCUUCUGAGAAGAUGUGAGUUUCUUUCAAAUUGGGGCUUCCUAGAAGAUGAGAGAGAGACAAAUGAUGAGGUUAUUAAAGAUCUAGACCUACGAGAAAGACAUUUGGGAGAUCUUCAGGGUCUUGUAUACCAUGAAGCAUCCAAAAUAUGUCCCAAGGCUUAUGGGGCUUUAUCAUCGCAUAGAACAAAUCAACAAAUCCCAGGUGGUGGAGAAAGUCUUGAUCAACUUUAUGACCGCUGCACAUCUGCCCUAGAGAGGAUUGGUAGCAAACAUAUAGGGGAGCGAGUAGUUGUGGUCACUCAUGGUGGUGUUAUCAAAUCGCUUUUCGAGCGGGCUUCUCCUAGUGGGCAGGCUGGAAGGGUACUUAACACGUCUGUCAACAUUUUCCACUUGUCUGAAGGGGAUAUUUGGACUAUAAAGUUGUGGGGUGAUGUUAGUCAUCUUAACCAAACUGAAUACCUGACUUCCGCUUUCGGUGGGGACGGAACUUCUGGUUAGUUGAUGCAUGUGCUCUUCAUCUUCUGUUGUUUAGAGCAACGCCGAGCUUGAAUUCUUAGAAAAUAAAGAAAUAAUUUUACAAUUGCCACUGAGGUUAAGUUUUUCAACAAAUAUGGCCUUGCAAUACAUAUAUUGUGUUCUUAUUGAGGAAGACAAUUAUUUGUUCUGAGUGCAUUUUUCAU